Striga hermonthica is the source of this 399-nucleotide messenger RNA. Lineage: Eukaryota; Viridiplantae; Streptophyta; Magnoliopsida; Lamiales; Orobanchaceae. The record is from the annotation of a GenBank genome assembly.
CGAUGGAUAGAACGCUCGAUGUGCUAGAACAUGCUGGUGACCCUUCAAAGCGUCCGAACGGUGGUUCACGUAUAUCGAGCCAGACUGACAGCGAUGAUGGUCUUGAUGAUGUACCCUUGGCAGAACUUGCCAAAAGACGGUACACUACUCGACGUCGCACGAGCCUACCAUUAUUACAGCAAGGCAAUCAAGGCGAUACAUUAGUGAAUCAAGAUGACACAUAUGAUGAUUCAAGCAGUAAGAGACAGACGGACGCACCAGAGCGUGUCGGUGAUCGUGCAAAGCGUACAAAGGUGGCAUCACGUAAAGUGAGUCAUCCCGUUAGUGAUGAAUUGAGUGCUGAUCUGGGCGAUGAUAUCCCUCAAUUGCGUGUCAAUGAAAUUCCAAACGUUCGACAUG